CCUUUUUCCGAACCGCAACAAAAAUCGAUCCGCAAGCUCGUGCCGACAGCAAAUGUUUUGAUUUGUGUGGAAUUGCCGUGCAAUUCCUAUGUGCGAAACAAAUACGAACCAUUUACCGCACAUUCCACCACACUUGGGAGCAUUCGCAAUCAAUCAAGCACGGUUGCUAUCGAAAGUGAUAAGAGCAAAUAAGGUGUAUGCCCGUAAUGGUGUUGAUAGUGAGGUUGAAAAAUUGAUAAAAAUUCAGCUGACUACAAUCGCGGAAACAGACACAGCACACAUACGGUGAUUUAUUCGGUGCGAUCAAUUGAAAGUGAAUCGAAGCCGUACAGUGUGCUUUCCGUGCACUUUACAUAAACCAAACCUUUGCCGAGUGGGCCAAAGUCCGCUUAAAUCAGCUAAUCCGAACCGGGUCCCCUUUGCGUCAGAUAGAAUGGCAAAAUAUUACGAAAGUUCUACCAUCUAUAACUACUCCUGGGAUCAAGUUAUGCAGGGCUUUUGGAACCGUUACCCAAAUCCGUACAGUUCGCACGUACUCUCGGAGGACACCGUCUGUCGGGAGGUAAGGAAUGGUAAGCUUCAUAGCAAAAGGCUGCUGACCAAGACGAACCACGUGCCAAAGUGGGGCGAACGCUUCUUCAAGGCCAAGUCGGUGAACAUAGUGGAGGAAUCGGUAGUAGAUCCGUACGAAAGGACACUCGUGACGUACACGCGAAACAUUGGCUUCAACAAAAUAAUGAGCGUGGUUGAAAAGGUUGUCUACAAAUCACUACCGGAUCAACCCGGCAAAACCAUCGCAAUCCGAUCGGCCUGGAUCGAUUCGUCCGUGUACGGGUUUGGUACCGCCAUACGAGCGUUCGGGUUAGAUCGGUUUAAGAAAAAUUGCGCCAAAACGGUAAACGGAUUCAACUACAUCCUGCAGCACAUGUUCCCGAACAAUCCGGUUGCGCUGGCGGCGGCCGCUGCCGCCAACAAAGACUACCAGGGUUCGAAGGCACAGAAGCUGCGCGAAGCGGCAAAGCAUGCGUCCGACCACAUGAAGGCACAGGCCGAACAUUUGGUACAAAACCUUUCCGUCAAGGGCUAGGAAGCGUGCGAAACGAAGGAGACAACAGGCGGUGAAUGAGUUGGGCUCCUUGCGUGUACCGAUCGCCGUUUUUGGGAACGAUCGGAAAAUUCCAGCUUUUAUCCGUUUUUGUCCUUUUAUCGCGGCAUCCCCGCUUUACCCCUAAGAGCUGUGCGUAGAGAUAGAGUUUACUAAUAGAGCCAUAAAUAUGGUGACCGCUAGCCGGCACACGGCAUUGCUCCUGCCACUGGUUGUGUGGAAGUCCAAAUCUAUUCCUUACCUCUCUAGUUCAUCCCAGGCAGGUUUGCUUUCUUUUCCGCAUCCUAGCAGUAUUUGUCAUGGUCAUGGUCGUGUGCCCUACCCAUGUUCGAAGGCUGGUCCAUGACGCUACACGCCACACGAGAAAACCAUUACCAAAACGGGGAUUUCCGGGCGGAAAUGUGGUUGGGAUUGUGCAAUCGUCCUAUCACUAAAACGAUCUAUACGAUCUGUUGAUCAUUCCACAAUGAUUGCUGUUGGCUACUGUCGUUGCUGCUGCUGCUGCUACAGGGAGAUAGAAAAAAAAAAAAAAAAACAAACGAUAGUAUAUAGUGUUAAUUAAUGAUUAUGUGCAAGAAGGGCCAUUGACAGCAUUGGUGCAAACCUAGGAAACUCCCAGGAAAUGCGUGUGCGUGUAUUUGUGAACAGUUAGAUUAUUGGACAAGGAUCAUAGUUGUAAUCGAUUUAGAAUAUUCAAUUGUAAUGAUAUAGUAAAGCAUAAUAAAUUCACUUUAAAUUAAAACAA
Anopheles funestus (African malaria mosquito) is the source of this 1850-nucleotide messenger RNA. It is a transcript of the gene prel, whose product is annotated as protein preli-like. The coding region runs from base 434 to 1087 and encodes 217 amino acids. Gene Ontology annotation, biological process: phospholipid transport. The record is from RefSeq and is a predicted model, not a curated record. Gene Ontology annotation, cellular component: mitochondrial intermembrane space. Lineage: Eukaryota; Metazoa; Arthropoda; Insecta; Diptera; Culicidae. Gene Ontology annotation, molecular function: phosphatidic acid transfer activity. The transcript is spliced from 3 exons.